GACUUAUUGUUCAUACCUUCCACCCAUAUCUCCAUACUUGACAUCUCAAAACUAAACUUCCCUCUCCUCAAUCUAACAUGCAACAUGCAACCCUCCUUGACUUGACCAUCCCCUUCUAAUUCACACAUAUUGGGGCACGACACUUCUCACUCGCCACCUCAUUAAGUGUCAUUUCUGUUCGGCUUUCAUAUUCGGUCACUAAUGAUUCUAUUAAUUCAGUAAUUGGUGAUAUUCGAGGUUGCGUCGUGGUGGUUGAGGUGCGAUACAUACCAGGACACCGGAUCGGCAAUACUGUUUUUACCUAAUUUGUCCGUUGGUCAAAGUAGUAUCUCCUGGUCGUAUAUUCUAACCAGGUGCCAUAUUUAUCUCACUUCUUAGUCCCAUAUCGCGGUUUUCCGCUGCAUCUACACGGUACCGACACCCCACACGAUUCGAACGACGAUAUUUGCUCCAACAGCAUUUCGCCUCUUUCGACGCCAGCUGCCUCCUGCUAUCUUCGGGGUUGGCUCCAUCACGACCCCGGUAGGACAUUCAUGCGAUGCACGUACAGCUUACCUUCCUUGUGACAGCCUCACACUUUGCACCACUUCGCGGUGGUCGGCAUACGUAGCCUACUAUUACUUACUUUGGGACUGCUGGAGAGGAUCAUUUAAGCCGCCUUCCAGCGUCAUUGUACGUCGUGAAUCAUGGUUUCCACCCCCUCCGUCAGCCAUAAUGGCGGCGUUGGAGGUGUCAGUAGUACCAAUGCUAGCGCAAGAGCUUCCCCGGCUGUUGGCGCCGCCAAUUCUGCGGGCCAUACCUCUUCAUCCAAUGGCGCGAAAUCCAAGACGCAGGUCAACUCGAACGGCUACCACCCAACGAACCCUCCAGUCCCUCUCAGCUCGAUGCGUAGUGCCCCGCUAGACCUUACUUCAGUUGAGAGAAGGGGCCAGCCCACAGCCAGCCGAGAGUCGUCUAAGCAAAAUAGGUUGUUCGGGCUUGAAGAAGCACCAACCUACCGACCUACCGAAAACGAAUGGAAAGACCCGCUUGAGUACGUUCGCAAGAUUACGCCUGAGGCCCGCAAGUACGGUAUUUGCAAGGUCAUCCCUCCAGACUCAUGGAAUCCCGAUUUCGCGAUUGAUACCGAGAAAUUCCACUUUAGAACACGAAAGCAAGAGUUAAACUCAGUCGACGGCCGCACACGAGCAAACCUGACCUAUCUAGAUGCCCUAGCUAAAUACCAUAAGCAGCAAGGAACCAACCUAAAUCGAUUACCAUACGUGGACAAGAAGCCCCUCGACCUAUACAAGCUUAAGAAGGCGGUUGAAUCUCGUGGGGGGUUUGAAAAAGUUUGCAAGACAAAGAAAUGGGCGGAAAUCGGCAGAGAUUUGGGCUACAGCGGGAAGAUCAUGUCGUCAUUAUCGACAUCCCUUAAAAACUCGUAUGAUCGAUGGCUUACUCCGUACGAGAACUACUUGCGCCAAGCAAAACCUGGAGUCUAUCAGCAGUUAGAGUACGAAUACGGCGGGCCAUUAACUCCUAGUCCGGCACCUAGUCCGAUAAAGAGGUCGACUGUAAACACUCCGUCCAGUUUACGAGCAGAGUCUCCUGCUCGACAUGCAAGCGACAUUCUUCAGCAGAGUUUGAAUGUCCCGAAGCAAGAAAAUGACCGUGAUACUAUCAUGGCGGAUGCGCCGGUGGCUACUUCGCACCCUUCAUCCGGCGGGUUUACUGCCAUCAACUCAGGUGGUUUCACUGCGGUCAAUAGCGGGUUUACAAGUGUUAACCGACCUACUCCAACGGAUCCUAAAGGCUUUACGCCGCCUCCGAAGCGCCAUGGAAGCCCGCAUCCAUCCGGUAAAAAUACUCCAGAUUUUCGACCAUCCGGACUAGGCCCUGGCACAGCCCUAAAGCGUCAACUCAGCUCCGACAGCUUAGAUUCGGCUAAAAAGGACAACGGUACUGAUAAAGACGAUUCGGAAAGUGGUAGUAGGAGGAGUAAAAGGCUCAAGAAAGAAACCGUCCCUACAGUAGCUGGGUCGCAUAUGUCAGUCUUCCGACCUUCAGCUCCGAGAAUACCAAUACCCCGAGAUGAAUCGUCGAAUCCGAGCGAGAAAUGCGAAGUAUGCGGUAAAGGUGACGAGAUUGGCCCUAUAGCUCUGUGCGAGUCCUGCGACCAUGGAUACCAUGGUGCUUGUUUAGACCCUCCUAUCAAGCAUAAACCUGAUACCGAGUGGAAUUGCCAUCGAUGCCUUGUUGGUGAUGGUCAGUUCGGCUUCGAAGAAGGUGGGCUAUAUUCCCUCAAGCAGUUCCAGGAGAAGGCCGCAGACUUCAAACAGGCAUACUUUGAGAACCGUAUGCCUUACGACCCGGUACUUAAAUGUCCAAGACCAGUCACAGAAGAUGACGUGGAAAAGGAAUUUUGGAGGCUUGUCACCAGUACUGAGGAAACAGUCGAGGUUGAAUACGGCGCGGACAUUCAUUGCACGACUCACGGUUCCGGCUUCCCUACAGCAGAGCGUAACCCGUGCGACCCCUAUUCCACCGAUCCUUGGAAUUUGACUGUAAUGCCUUUGAACCCAGAGAGUCUUUUCCGCCACAUCAAAUCCGAUAUCUCAGGUAUGACUGUUCCAUGGGUAUACGUUGGCAUGAUAUUCUCGACAUUUUGUUGGCAUAAUGAGGACCACUUUGCCUAUUCGAUUAAUUACCAACACUUCGGAGCAACCAAAACGUGGUACGGCAUUCCAGCCGAGGACACCGAAAAGUUUGAGAACGCUAUGAAAGAAGCAGUACCGGAGCUUUUCGAAACCCAGCCGGACCUCUUGUUCCAGCUUGUCACGCUUCUUACUCCCGAGCAGCUUCAGAAGGCGGGUGUCCGUGUUUAUGCUCUUGACCAGCGAGCUGGUCAGCUUGUACUGACAUUUCCUCAAGCCUACCAUGCUGGUUUCAACCAUGGUUUCAAUUUUAACGAGGCUGUCAAUUUUGCGCCAUCUGAUUGGGAACCAUAUGGCCUUGCCGGUGUGGAACGGUUACAGCAGUUCCGGAGACAGCCUUGUUUCUCGCACGAUGAGCUUCUAUGGACAGCAGCAGAGGGAACCAGUUCAGGAUUAACGAUUCAGACUGCGAGGUGGCUCGCACCGGCACUCCAGAGGAUCCACAAGCGGGAGCUUGAGCAGCGAAAGGAAUUCAUUGCAAAGCACCAAGAAGAUGCUCACCGAUCUUGUUCAUUGAACGAGGAGUCUGAUGGGCAUUGUUCUCUCGCAUUCGAAGUGUCCGCUGAAGACGUUCCGGAGGAAGAGUACCAAUGCGCUUAUUGCAAAUGCUAUGCUUACCUGUCAAGAUUUAAGUGUCUCCAAUCCGGCAAAGUCCUGUGUAUUCAACAUGCCGGCCAACACUCCUGUUGCGAUGCCCCCGAACCCGAGCGUUACGCAGGCGACCACCAUAAGUUAUAUUAUCGGAAGACUAACGAGGAACUGAAUGAGAUGUAUCAAAAGGUGGCAGAUAAGGCUAAUUUGCCUGAAGCGUGGGAAGAAAAGUACGAGAAGCUUCUCGACGAGGGAGGAAAGCCGGCGCUUAAAACGCUGCGAAACCUUCUUAGUGAGGGUGAACGAAUACCGUACGACCUCCCCUCCUUGCCAUCGCUCAGGGAAUUCGUUGAUCGUUGUAACGAAUGGGUCGAAGAGGCGACUAAUUAUACGGUGCGAAAACAGCAGAACCGCCGUAAAAAUGAUAAAGUCUGGCAGAGCGGAUUACGAAAGUCCAUCGGCAGCUCUUCCCAGGAACAGAAAGAACGCGAACUCCGUCGAGUCGACAAUAUCUACCGCUUGAUCGACGACGCGGAGCGCAUCGGCUUCGACUGUCCCGAGAUUCAACAGUUGCAAGAACGUGCCAAUGCUAUCAGAAGUUUCCAAAAGAAUGCCGAACAGUUCUUAGAGCGUGGUUGUGGUCAAGAAUCUAUCGAGGAGCUGAUAGAAGAAGGCCGUGCAUUUAAUGUGGAUAUGCCGGAACUCGACAAGCUGUCUGAGAUUCUGGAACAAACCAAAUGGAAUGCCAAGGCGAAAUCCAACAGAGGGGUUAUACUAACACUUAAAGAUGUUAGAGAACUCCUCGAAGAAGGCACUCGAUUAGAGAUUCCCCCGUAUAAUGAUAAUAUGAGGUACUUCAGCGAUAAAUACCAGGCAGGUAUGCAGUGGGAGACCAAAGCAAAGGAGCUUAUAAAUGCAGAGGUGGUUCAUUAUCCACAGCUGGAGGCGCUUUCGAAUCAAGUUCAAGUCAACAACCUCCCUGUGACAACGGAGACUUUGGCUGCUGUUGAUCAGAUCCUACACAAGCAGCGAGAAGCUCAUCGUCAGAUUAUUGAUCUGACGGAGCGGUCUAAGAAUCCCGACUGCAAGAAAAGACCUAAGUAUGCGGAGGUGGUUGAAAUUAUGAAGAAGCUAGAAGAUCUCAACUCGAAACCAACCGGAACUUUAGAUCUCGAAAAGGAACAGAGACGUCAUGAGGAUUGGAUGCGAAAGGGAAAGAAGCUUUUUGGCAAGACCAACGCGCCGUUACAUAUACUCAAAUCCCACAUGGACUAUGUGCUAGAACGCAAUUUGGCUUGCUUCGACAUCCGCAAUGACACUCCUCGGUUACCAGCCGAACCUGCUUCCAGAGCAGCCAGCGAAGAGAGAGGCGAGGGUAAGAUCCAACGGACUUCAUGGGACAUCAAUGAUCCCGCUCUAGUGGAAGUGUUUUGCAUCUGCCGUCGCAUCGAAGCUGGUAUGAUGAUCGAAUGUGAGCUGUGCCACGAAUGGUACCACGGGAAGUGUCUCAAAAUUGCUAGAGGGAAAGUUAAAGAGGACGAUAAGUACACCUGUCCUAUCUGCGAUUGGCGAGUGAAAAUUCCCCGGGAUGCUGCGCGACCGAAGCUAGAGGAUCUUAUUGCCUGGCAGGAGGAGAUUCCCAACCUACCUUUUCAGCCUGAAGAAGAAGAGGUGCUGAAAAAGAUAAUCGACAACGCACAGAAGUUCCGGGACCACAUCGCAGCUUUCUGCAAUCCCGUCCUAACGACUGCAGCUGAAGCCGGUACCCAGAGAUUCUAUUUGCGGAAAAUCGAAGGUGCUGAGAUCCUCCUAUCCUUCGAAACCAACUUCUUUCGACAAGAACUACAUAAAUGGAACCCGGUAGCACCCGACCCACCCCCCGUACUAGAUGUUUCCAAGAGCACUCGUAAGCCACGGCCUACCAAAUUACAGAAAAUGCUAGCGCAAUAUGGGGUAGACGACCCCGAUGAUCUUCCGGAAAAUAUGAAGAGCAAGGCAAACAGCUUAAAGCGAAAGGCAAUGAACGCUGAGGCUGCUGCCAAGGCCGCAGCAUCUUCAAGCAACAGUAUUGUCCCUCCGAACGCGACUAGUCCAUCCUCCCACCCUUUUGGUUCUGGCAACCACAUGUACUAUUCUCGGGGUUCACAGCCGUCUACUCCAGCACUUAGUAGUACACCCCACACGCAUCCGCCACAACGAUCCAAUUCAGUAUCUUCCAGCCGGCCGGGAUCGUCACUCCGGCCUGAUAGCAUGGACAUGAAUAAUACUGCGGGUUUACACCCAGAUUUCUUCCUAUCCGCCAGCAGUGGCUCAGGUCCUCAGCUAAUCGGACCGGAUUCAACCUUAACAUUAGAGGAACGUCUACAGCGUGGGCAAGACGAUGGCUUGAAUCUGAACACAGAUGCUGGCAAGGGUAAGGCCCUUGAAUAUCUACGCCGCACUGAAACUGGGCGUAAGCGGGCCGAAGAAAUUUUUGGGCCGGGCGUAUGGAGUCACAACGGUGAUGAUACAUUCACCAGUAGACAAAACAUCGGUCACGGUCAAGAGGAUGACAGGGAUGUGGAUAAGAUGUUCUUAGACCUUACUAAUGCGGAUGACGACGAGGAAACUAAGAAGGAGAGGCAAAGAGAACGGGAACGAUUAAGUGUCACGGCUGACAGUUUCGAAGCGGAGCGAAACGCGAUGGAUAUGGAAGACUCUGACUAAACCCAGCCAGACUCUACAAAAUUUCGGUAUCACGAAUAGUUCAUAAGUUACUUGGGUAUGGUGUGCAUGCCUCUGGUAUCAAAUACAGGCGUCUACUAACAGGAGGUACUUUCAAAUCUGCCAUACUGGCCAUAAAAUUCACCAACGGCGUAUCGGAAAGCAUUUCUUCGUGCUAUAUUCGUUCUUAGCAUACGAGGGGAGCCUGUGCGUCAUCAGAUAUAGAGGCGUUGUUGCGGUUUGAGUCGCAGACGAAGAUUUUCCUUUCCUCGUGUACUCUUAGAGGAUUUUAGGGAUUUAAAAGCCCGACUUCACACACUAUUGCAUUAGAUAGGCGUUGCGUUCUAGGUUGUGGUUCGGUAUACCUCUGGCACUCAGUCUCGACGGAAUGGAGUUGGGGAGGAGGGCCGAUACCUUGUUUUAGGUAGUUAGGCAUAUAUCUAUUUGUUGAAGUUAUUUUUCUACAUUA
Messenger RNA from Daldinia caldariorum, 6459 nucleotides. Its product is annotated as jumonji superfamily protein. The record is from RefSeq and is a predicted model, not a curated record. Gene Ontology annotation, molecular function: histone demethylase activity; DNA binding. The transcript is spliced from 5 exons. The coding region runs from base 687 to 5993 and encodes 1768 amino acids. Gene Ontology annotation, biological process: chromatin remodeling. NCBI's taxonomy places the organism in Eukaryota, Fungi, Ascomycota, Sordariomycetes, Xylariales, Hypoxylaceae. Gene Ontology annotation, cellular component: nucleus.